AUGACUACAACCAACGCUGCAAAGAUCACCUUCCUCGGCCUUAACACCCUCCGACUCGUCUCGCUUAUCGUGAUCAUCCUCGUCUUCACCACCCUUAUCAUGGGCCUCGUCGAAGACGUUCGCGACUAUCACAAUGAUGCCAUCAUGGACGAAGCCGAAGCAGAAGACUGCGCCUAUGUUCCCGGAACCUCCAUCCCCAUGCAGACGUGGGGCAUCUUCUGGGUCGAACUUCAUCGCAUGUUACUCAUCGUGGGGGUUGUGACACUCUUUCUCGCCGAAUGUAGCUUCUUCAGUAUCGUCCGGCUCGAGCAAGCAUCACAGACCUGGUUCCCCGUUCUGAGUCGUACACGAGGUCUUGCAGCACUUGGAUGUGUACACGUCGUUAUCGCCACUUCUAUUCUGAGCCACUACCUCGACGAGUUUCCCCUCGUAGUCAGCUGGGUGCUGUUCGUCGUUGGAAUGUGCUAUCUUUGCCUUGGUCUUGCUUUUCAUUCGCAUCCGCUCAAAGACGGACGCAGUCUGUUCUCGCAAAAACGCAAGCAAUUCGUUAAGGGGCAAGGACAGGAACACAUAUACCGCACCUUUGGCAGGGAGAAAGACUACGGUGCCACCACUAGCACCGCGAAACCACCAAUGGUCCUCAAGAAACUAUUCAAGCGCAAAGGUGAUGCCACCGAGAGCCGCAAACAUCCCAUAUCUAUCAACGAAACUUUCCCUUCGCUCGAGACAGAUUCGCACAAACAAGUCCUUGCCGAUAGAGCACGUCGAGCGGACCAUCGCAGAAAGACUUCGAGCAUUGCAGUAGACAUGUCAAUCCUUCAAGCAGAUCAAUCUUCCCUCACCCGAGACUUUGUUUGGAACGCAUCGGCGGGUGUAGUGCACGAGCGCGACCCAGACACGACACUCUCACAACACAAUGUUGGCUCGUGGGAGAUGCGACAUGUCAACGGCAAUCGGCGCGACAGUGGGACCAGCGAGCAGUCAUGCAGUGCUGCAAGCGUGGCCAGUAGUACCGUCCGUAUCGGAGGAUACACAUCGCAAGAAGCAGCGCGCGCUCGCGAAAGGGCCAAACGACGACGUGCAGCUGCCAACGCUGCUGCAGCCUCUUCCGCUGACAGCGCAGAGAGAAGCUAUCCACCUCCUGCUCAGAGCACAGGGCAAAGUGUCAAAGCAGCCAAAAUGAAGAACGUCAAGCGAAGGAGUCUUGCUUUGGUCAACACAGCUCGUCAUCGGCUCAGUGCCGGGACUGCGUCUGCACUCGCGGCGAGGAGGAGGGCGCCGCCUGCACGCGAACGUGGCAUCCCAAAUCCCGAUACAGACAUUGUGAUCGAAUACAUUGACGAUGAGGCUACUGCUCCACCGGUUCCACCGCUCCCGGCUUACCAUCAGGCUACAAGAACAGUCAAUGACGUUGAACUUCCCGUUGCUUCUCGCUUCACUCGCAAUCAUGUAGUAUAG
This is a messenger RNA of Ustilago hordei, 1458 nucleotides long. RefSeq lists its product as uncharacterized. Lineage: Eukaryota; Fungi; Basidiomycota; Ustilaginomycetes; Ustilaginales; Ustilaginaceae. The record is from RefSeq and is a predicted model, not a curated record. Bases 1 to 1458 code for a protein of 485 amino acids. The transcript has a single exon.